Menidia menidia (Atlantic silverside) is the source of this 1233-nucleotide messenger RNA. The record is from the annotation of a GenBank genome assembly. NCBI's taxonomy places the organism in Eukaryota, Metazoa, Chordata, Actinopteri, Atheriniformes, Atherinopsidae.
AUGGCCGCCCAGUCGGACGGAGGCAAGCCCGGGGGGGGUGGGGGGGGUGAUGGGGGUUAUGGGGGGGGUGGGGGGGGCGGGUUCGCGCAACUCUACGACGUGGACGCGGAGGAACCGCUGGACUCCGCCGCCAUCCACAUCUGCCAGUGCUGCCGCUCCUCCGCGUGCUACUGGGGCUGCCGCUCCGCGUGCCUGGGCUCGCUGCUGGGGGGGGGGGGGCCGCCCCCCGGGGGGGGGGGGGGGGGGGGGGUGGGGGGGGUCCGGGAGACGCACUGCCCCCCCCGCGAGCAGCUGUGGCUGGACUGCCUGUGGAUCGUGCUCGCGCUGCUGGUGUUCUUCUGGGACGUGGGCACGGACCUGUGCCUGGCCGCGGAGUACUACCGGAGGCGGGACUACCUGUGGUUCGGCCUCACGCUCUUCUUCGUGCUGGUGCCCUCCGCGCUCGUGCAGAUCCUGAGCUUCCGCUGGUUCGUGCAGGACUACACCGGCGGGGGGCUGGGGGAGGUGGAGGGCCUGACCAAGCGGGGCCCGGUGGCCCUGGGGUGCCUCUAUCCCGGGAAGGACCGCCUCCAGCUGGCCUCCAUCUGGCUGUGGCAGGCCACCAUCCACGUGCUCCAGCUGGGCCAAGUGUGGAGGUACAUCCGGACGCUGUACCUGGGCGUGAUGUCGCGGCGGCAGAGGGAGCACCAGCGGCGCUGGUACUGGGCCAUGAUGUUCGAGUACGCGGACGUGAACAUGCUGCGGCUGCUGGAGACCUUCCUGGAGUCCGCGCCGCAGCUGGUGCUGCAGCUCUGCAUCAUGAUCCAGGAGAACCGCGCCGAGACGCUGCAGUGCAUCUCCUCGCUGGCCUCCCUCCUCUCUCUGGCCUGGGUGCUGGCCUCCUACCAUAAGCUUCUGCGGGACUCCCGGGACGACCAGCGCAGCAUGAGCUACCGCGGCGCGCUGCUGCACCUGCUCUGGCGCCUGUUCACCAUCUCCUCCCGCGUCCUGGCCCUGGCCCUGUUCGCCUCGCUCUUCCACAUCUACUUCGGCAUCUUCGUGGUGCUGCACUGGUGCGCCAUGGCCUUCUGGGUGGUGCACGGGGGCACCGACUUCUGCAUGUCCAAGUGGGAGGAGGUGCUCUUCAACAUGGUGGUGGGCAUCGUCUACAUCUUCUGCUGGUUCAACGUGAAGGAGGGACGCACGCGCCACAGGAUGGUGGCCUACUACACCGUGGUGCUGGCCGAGAACACC